Dermacentor andersoni is the source of this 6333-nucleotide messenger RNA. RefSeq names its product erythrocyte membrane protein band 4.1-like yurt (gene yrt). NCBI's taxonomy places the organism in Eukaryota, Metazoa, Arthropoda, Arachnida, Ixodida, Ixodidae. Gene Ontology annotation, cellular component: cytoskeleton. Gene Ontology annotation, biological process: actomyosin structure organization. The record is from RefSeq and is a predicted model, not a curated record.
CUGGCUGGCCGGAUCGCCGAAGCGCCGCAAGCGCCGUCUCCGGUGGGAAAAGGCAACGCGCGCAGGCAGCGAGCAGUCGCCGUCGCCGCCUUGGUGCAUUGGGGUGGAGUGCGCGCGCUCCUUGCCUGUGUUGUGUGCGUUCGGCUCGGCUCCGGAUGGGGUCACGGUGCUGUUGUUGUGGUGCUUCCCGUGUCGUGGUGGUGCGCUCGUUCGGAUGACCAACGCGGGGCCAACGUGCCGACGCCGGUUGUGAUAUGUGCGCGCUCGAUGUGUGGCUAGGAGGACUGCGACGACGACCCGUUGGAUACCUGCGCGCGACGACAUGUUCCGCUUUUUGAGCAAGCGCUGGAGUCGGCAAGCCAGGGCCGACAAGGGGGGCGCACCGUCCCCGAAGAAUGUCUUGCCCUGCAAAGUGGUCUUACUGGACGGCACUGACCUUAGCGUCGACGUCCCGAAAAAAGCCCUUGGAUCAGUACUUUUAGAACAAGUGUUUUACCAUAUAGACUUGAUCGAGAAGGAUUACUUCGGCUUGCAGUUCACGGAUCCAUUCCAUGUCCAGCACUGGCUCGAUGUCACGAAGCAAGUUCGAAAGCAAGUCAAGAUUGGACCACCAUACACGUUGCAUCUGAAAGUGAAGUUCUACUCUUCAGAGCCAAACACUCUGCGUGAAGAGCUGACAAGGUAUUUAUUCUUCCUACAACUGAAGCAGGACAUCCUUUCGGGAAGGCUGCCAUGCAGUUACCAGACAGCAGUUGAACUGAGCGCCUAUGCUCUGCAGUCUGAAUUGGGUGACUAUGACCCUGAGCAACACACUCCGGAAUUCGUCUCCGAGUUUAGGUUUACAGAAGAGCAGACAGAAGAGAUGGAACUGGACAUUAUUAAUGCAUUUAAAGACCUGAAGGGUCAGACACCUGCUCAGGCUGAAAUGAACUACCUGAGUAAAGUUAAGUGGCUCGAAAUGUAUGGAGUUGACAUGCACACUGUCAUGGGGAAAGACGGCCAGGAAUACUCGUUGGGCCUGACUCCAACUGGCAUUCUAGUCUUUGAGAGGCAAACGAAGAUUGGCCUCUUCUUCUGGCCGAAGAUUACGCGGCUCGACUUUAAGAGCAAGAAAUUGACGCUUGUGGUUGUGGAAGAUGAUGAUGAGGGUCGUGAGCAAGAACACACAUUCGUGUUCCGACUUUACAACCCCAAGGCAGCGAAGCACCUGUGGAAGUGUGCUGUGGAGCACCAUGCUUUCUUUCGGCUCAAGGAGUCUGCGCGGGGACCAAACCCCCGGCAGAAUUUCUUCCGCAUGGGCUCCCGUUUUCGAUACAGUGGACGCACAGAGUUCCAAGCCACUCAGAAGAAUCGUACCAGGCGCACGGUGCAAUUUGAGCGGCGCCCUAGCCAGCGAUACUCGAGGCGCUCCACCAGACAAAGUCACCAUCGAGCAUCACUUCCUAACUGCGCGGCCCUCAAUGCUGUGGAUCCUGCAGGCACUGUCGAGGUGGCCAGUGCGACACCACUCGACAUAACAGUUGGACCACUGCUAAUUGAGAACAUCCCGGCAGAUGUUGUGCCAGUUGCCAGCCCUGUUGUGGCCACAGGGGAGGCAGAAAACAGGCUGGACACCCUCAUUCGUUCUCUUGCCAAGGAGACAAGUUCAGCCUCAGACACCAGAAACGAUCUGACUGUCUAUAAGAAAGGAGACGUUCCUGCAGACCCGGAACCAGAUGCUGAGGAGCUGAGUAGGAGGCUGAAGGCCCUGGACAGUAGCUGCAGUGCUAGCGGCACUAGCUGCAGCAGAAGCAAUAGCAACCGGAGCAACAGCAACAGCUCGGCAGGAAUGGGUGGUGGUAGUGGCAAGGACUGCUGUGCAGCUGGCACUGUCACUGUGGUUUCAUGCGGUGUUAAGAACAACCAGGCCAAAGCUGGUACCAGCAGUGGUAUGCCCAAGCCAAUACCUCCUGACCAGAUGAAGUGCAACAUCCUCAAGGCCAGGGCAGAAGAAGACAAGCGUAGGGUGCCAAGUCUUGGAGUUGUUGGAGAGAAAGUGCCGUUGCUUUUAUCGGACGAUGAAGAUGGAAAGCCACUUAUGGCAGAAAAGUACAAGACUGUCAUUCAUGUGAACGGUGAAUCCAGUGAGUUUUCUGGAGCCAAAGCAGCUGUGAAUAGAGAAAAACUAAGACACUGUGAUACGAAGGAUCUCUUGGCUGAUAGUACUGCUGUCCUCAGCAAUGGACAUGCUGGUGACCUAGUGGCUGCACUGUCACCGGGGUUGUCUGCCGGCAGUGGUGCCGCUAGCGCCAACGCAGGCGGCUGUAGCCCGCUGCCGGCAUGCGCGCACCAGCAGGCACCACGUGCCAGCAGCCCUGAUUCCUCGCAGCUACUCAUUCAAUUUGAUAGCGAGGACGAGGAAACACUGCCGCCGGCAGGCUGCAAGGCUGACCCUGCACUGCUGCUUAACAACAGCAACCACAGCAACCCCCCUCCCAACACCUCGCUCCUGCCGUCCAAGAAACCCAUUAGUGCACCCGCUGAACAUGCCCCUCCUCCUCCUCCCACUGCUACCCUUGAGCCAGCACUGCCACCACCACCACCAUCUCCCCCAACACUCCCCAAAAAGAACUUGGAUGGUGUGGUACUCACUGAGACGUCAUUUGCUGGGGCAAAUCCCGUUACGCGCUCGCUUUCCUCGGCAACGCAUCCACGCAUCAGCAACGGUGGGGUUGCCGCACCCGUAGUGGUCAAGCGUACGCUGUCUAACUGCACAUCCAGCCAGCUGUCGCCAUGGCAUGUUGGCUCGACCGAUGUCCCUGCCCCCAAACGGCAUGUAGAGAGGCGCACUGUCAUGACCACGGAGCUCUGACAAGAGGAGAGCCAUGUCCUUUUACUGAUUUUAGUGCCACGACCACUCUUGGUUGAGAAAGUGUUGUGUGCACUACCGCUACACUGCUGUACUGUGGGACCAGUGAGUUUCCAAAAGAUGAAGUAGUGGUACCACAUGCUAGAUGCCAUGUAUUUUUUUUUUUAAUGACUGCAAAACUGUUCAGUUUUCAUAUGCUGUUGAAUUUCAAAAUGAGCACGACUGCAUGUGUUGACUUAUGAGGCUGCUAUUUCUUGUGACAUAGAAGUGCAACUGUUUCUUUUUUUUUAGGGGCAGUCACUCCUGUUUAGAAGGGAGGCAGGUUCCUGCUAUGGCAUCGUAUGUUCCUCAUAGUUUCCAUAUGUAGCCAGCAGCUUAAGAAGAGCUUGUUAUUAAUAAAGUAAGAAAAUAUCCUGCCUGCCCCCUUAGUGGUUUGGUGCCUGCAGCUGCCAAUUAAGCCCCCUGUUGAACUACAAGUGCCUAAUAGCUUUACAAACUACUGUUGGGCCAUCAGCUUUGACCUUUCUCCACAUGUGGUUAUUUGUUUUUAUGCCGUUCUUUAAGUAUUUGCAGGUUCACCACGUCUUGCUAUUUCAGUAAAAUUGAGCAGUUCCUGCUUGAACGUUUGGGCAGAGUAUUGACAGCAGCAGCAAUUUGUGCCUGUGUAUGUAUCAUUGCCUCCAAUUUUGACAUCCAAAUCAUGAGAAAUCAUGAGGCUCACCCUUGCACGGACAGUCUCCCAUCUGGAUGCACUUCCAGUGUGCCUGCCUCAUGAGUCCUGCCUUAUUUCCUCAUUUAGUAUGGCUCGUAAAACUAUGCAGUGUUCUGUAGCCACACAAUAACUGCAAGCGAAGCAAUGAGUGCUCUUAAAACAUUUUCAUUGUGAUGUCCAAGUUGGCUGGGAAGUUUUUCAAGUGCCUGGAAGGUCAUUUUUGACAGCUGAUGGACCCAUAGUAUACUACAGCUUGUAGCACAAGAGAGACAGUGUGAAGCUGCACACUUUUUCAUUAACUUAUGGCAGCUAUAAACGAGAUUGAGGUGUAUGGUUGGUGGGCAUAUUGAUUGGCCUUAUCAUUGCAUGCUUCUUUCUCUAUAGAAUGCAAGUGCUGUGGAGCUGGCAAAGUGUUUCUGUAAGAGAAAGGCUUCACUUAGCUCUGCAGCCAGUAAGAACUGAUACAGUAGAACCCCACUGAUGUGUUAAGAAAAACAAAGACAGGAAAAAUGGAAGUUUUUUUCUCUUUGUUUUAAAGGCAUUUUUCUAAUGUUCUGUGUCAUGAUCAUAUAAAGUGGGAAAUCACGUGAAAUGGGAAGAUUGCAUUGGGUGUCUACUAAAUUCAUUUCGGCCCCCAUGAACAUUAAGGAAAGUAUAACAUUCUUUCGUGGUUCUAAGAUUUGACAACGUUGUUUUCCUUUGUGCAGUUGGGCUGUAUUGUCAUUGCACCUGCCGAUUUCCCCCCCCCCCUCCCCUGUUCUUAUGGAUGUGCACCUCUCUUUUAAAUGUAGAAAUCAUAUACUGAUCAGACUGGUGGUUGUGAUUGUUAUUAUCUUGCUUUAGCUUUUAUAUCCUCAGUAUCUGUAUUGGUAGCUGCCAACAGAUUCUGUAACAACUUGCAUUUGUACAGUGCCAGCUGUCUUACUUCUGUACUUCUUUUACACUGACUGUUACAGAUAUUUUUGGAAGGUUUUUUUUUAAUGUAGAUGAUAUUUUAGCAAUAUUUGGUGUUGUGUAACAUGUGAAAGGUGAAUUUGACAUUUACAGACUGUAUAUGAUGUGUUUGAAGGACUCUGCUGUGACUUUGUACUGUGGUGUCUUAGUGCUUGACAAGUGGUUAAAGCGAACAGAUUUUUAUUACCAACUCACAUAUUUGGCAGAGUUGAGCAGAGAAGCCUGUUGGAGAUAAUGUACAAUGUUGGGUAGUCAGCUUUGAAACUCGAGAAUGUUGUCCUGCCACAACAACAUUCUUUGUGCUUGCUUCAGUAAAGUGCUUUAGUCAUCUUAACAAGGUCAAGGAAAUGCUUUAGUGACUUCCUGGAAUUAUUCAUUUAAUUGACUUGACAGUUGACAUGUCACCAGGAUAUUUACUGUGAAGAGACAUGCAGUUAGGUUAUUGCUCCACAUUCUUUGUGAAUAUUUCAAGAAGCAACAGUAAGUUGCAAAUUUAUGUGGUUUGUUUAUGUAGGAUUCAUAUAGCUUUCUGUGCAUUGGGUUUCUCUGACAUUUUAGCAGUUUCACAGCUUUGAACUAUCAAUUCUCAAAAAGCAGUAAAAUGUAUGGACCAAGUAGAUGCACCACAGAAAGGUAGACGCACUUCAGAGUUGGGCUCGAGUUUAUCAGGCUGUUCCUGGGGCUGUAUUUUGUAAUGAUUGUUUUCAUUUUGCUUUUUUCUCUGAGCCUCACAUUUGAGUGGCCAGUCAUGGCGAAAACGGUGUGUGCAAUGAUGUGAGCAUUGUCAGGACAAUCAUGUUACCAAUCAACACUACCAUUUUGGCCAGUGCCAAUUGUUAUACCGACCAUUGCCAGUUUUAGCAAAUGGCACACGAUGGCAAAUGUAAACCAGUGACAAAAAGGGGAAAUGAUUGGGUCUUAAAAGGAAUUAUUGCAAAAUCUGGCCUCUGUGCUCGUGUCAGGUUAAUGUGCCUCUUUUUAAAUAAACAGAUUUCUUGCUGCAUGAUUUAAUACCAUAUCUAAUGAUUAAAAGAUAAUGAAAUGUGAAGCUGCACCAUUAGACACUGUGCUGGUUACGGGUGUUUAGGUGUGGUGUGCAGGUUCUGGUAACGGUUGUCCAGUCAAAUGGUUUGCGUGUUUGAGGUUGUAUAUUUACUUAUUUUGGCUGGCGCUGGAACAGGUUGUGUCCAUUGCUUUUGCCAGAGUACACCAUGACUGCACGUGGUAACAGUUGUCUUGAGCAGUAGUCAUUAGACGUUUUACUAAAGACGUAUAAUUAUAUUGUUGAUAAGCAGGUGACUUUCCUAUUCCCUAAAAAUUUAUUUCGUCGAAGUGCUUAGUGUUUUAGUAACCAAGGGUAAUAACUUCUGCUGUUGCAACUUAAGUGCCUCUUAUAUGGGGAUGUUUAUUUCUCUGUACCUGUGCUAGAUUUUUGUCAAACAUUUUAAUGUUUACUUCACUGUUUGGAAACAUUUCAGAACGAGGCUUGCACACUGUGCAGGACGCACAUUCCAUCCACAUGUUGUCUCUUUUAUGAGAAGUUUAUGUAGUAGCUUUUACUAUAUGACCUUGUGUAAGGGAGCUUAUUCCCUUCACAGGAAAGAGUGCCGUCCAAACUUGUUAAAGGAUCUUGUCUGUGGAUAUAGGAGUAAAGACUAUUUUUAGCAGCUUUUCAAUUUUUUUUUUUUUUCACUAAGAACUCAUUCCGUAAGUGCCAUUUUUGGGGGCCGAAUAUUUCUCGUUCCUUCGUAAGGUUUACAAAAGCUGCUAGUUUCAUGUGUAUGUAUGCAUGUUUGUGAAAAUAAAAUAUGAGACAUAA